Molecule: messenger RNA, 1131 nt
Organism: Dacryopinax primogenitus
Lineage: Eukaryota; Fungi; Basidiomycota; Dacrymycetes; Dacrymycetales; Dacrymycetaceae
Product: DnaJ-domain-containing protein
Exons: 2
Biological process (GO): translational initiation
Cellular component (GO): cytosol
Molecular function (GO): protein-folding chaperone binding
Source: RefSeq, a predicted model, not a curated record
AUGGGAAAAGACUACUACGCUCUCCUAGGCGUCUCAAAGGACGCCAACGACGACGACAUCAAAAAAGCAUAUCGUAAAAUGGCACUCAAAUGGCAUCCAGACAGGAACAAAGACAAGCAGGAAAAAGCUUCAGAGAAGUUCAAAGAGAUCAGCGAAGCCUUCGAGGUCCUGAGCGAUAAGAACAAACGGGCAAUAUACGACCAGUUCGGGGAGGAAGGGUUGAAAGGCGGAGGUCCUCCUCCUCCGGGUGGCUCGGGGGCUUCGUUUGGCGGCGGAUUCCCCGGUGGGUUCUCCUCUGGAGGGUUCCCGGGAGGCGGUGGGACGUUUUCGUCUUCCUCGGGUGGUCCGGGCGGGAGGUACCAACCCGGAGACCCGAACAGCAUCUUCGAGCAGUUCUUUGCCUCUUCUGGUUUGGGUGGUGUAGGAGGCAUGGGAAAUGGCAGGGGAAUGCACUUUGCGCACGACGACAUCGACAUGGACUCCGGUGGCCAUCCGGGCGCACACCCGCUCGCCAGCAUGUUCGGCGGCAUGGGCGGUAUGCCGCGCUCUCGUCAAGGACGUUCGUCGACCAGCACCCCGGGAUUCGACAUGCCCCGUCAACCUCCUUCGGACUAUGUCAAACCGCUCAAAGUCAGCUUGGAAGAACUCUACACCGGCACGAAAAAGAAGCUCAAAGUCUCGCGCAAGCUGCUUUCGGGCGGCACGGAAGAGAAGAUCCUCGAGGUCGCCGUCUUGCCGGGGUAUAAGGGGGGAACGAAAGUUCGCUUCGCACGUGCAGGGAAUGAGAGAGAAGAUGGGGAGGCGCAGGAUGUGGUGUUCGUCGUUGAGGAGAAGGCACACGAUGUUUUCACAAGGGAGGGGGACAACUUGGUCGUCAAGCUCGAAAUUCCGCUCGUGGACGCACUCUGUGGGAUAAGCGGGAACAAGACCGUACGGCAACUGGAUGGCCGGAUGAUCACGAUCCCAGCACCGAGUGGCGUGAUAAAGCCUGGCUCGGAGACCAAAGUCUCUGGCGAGGGGAUGCCCAUACGCAAACAAGGAGCAAAGUCAAAAGGGGACUUGAUCGUCAAGUGGGAAAUCGUCUUCCCAGACCGGUUGACCGCAAGUCAGAAGGAGGCGGUGAGGAAGGUG